ACUUCCAAGCUCACCCGGUAGAAGUCUUGACUGACCAACCGCUGGGUGCAGUGUUGCGUAAUUCAACAUCCUCCGGGAGGAUGGUGAAGUGGGCGAUGAUGUUAACUCAAUUCAACAUUGAGUACCGGCCAAGGUCAGCAAUCAAAGGGCAAGCCCUUGCGGACUUCCUUGUAGAGAUGGCGGGUAUAACUCCAGAUGAACCGGUCAACAAACCCACUGAGCAAUGGUGGGAGAUGGCGGUAGACGGGGCAUCUGGCCCUAGAGGAUAUGGGGGUGGGAUCAUCUUUACCACCCCAGAAGGGUUCAAGAUCUACCAUGCAAUCAUCUUCAACUUCAAGUUGACGAACAAUGAAGCAGAAUACGAAGCUCUUGCUGGAGGGCUCAGACUUGCUCAAGCUCUCAAAAUCAGCCGGGUCAGUAUCAAAUCUGACUCUAGUCUGAUUGUUGGGCAAGUGACCGGUAAUAUGGAGGCUAGAGAAGGACGAAUGGCGCAAUACAAGGACGUGGUGCUCGCCUUGUUGAAAAGCUUCGAGGAAUUCAAAAUUGCCCAAAUCCCCCGGGCAGAAAAUGCAGAUGCAGACCUUCUCUCCAAACUAACGCAGUAUGCCCCCGAGCAUGUUUCAAAACUUGCCCGGGUGGAAAUCCUGGACCGUGCCAGCAUCGAGAAACUGGAAGUAGCUGCCAUAACAGGGGAAGCCCAAUCUGACCGGUCAAACUUGGUCGGGGCGGAUGACCACUGGAUGUAUGAUCUGAUGGAAUAUCUGAUGGACGGGACCUUGCCGGAACAAGAUGACUGGGCAAGAAAAGUGAAGCUUAGGGCACCCCGGUUCCAAGUCCUUGACGGAAAGCUGUACAAGAGGGCGUUCGGGGGACCCCUCUUGAGGUGCCUAACCAACCGGGAGGCUGAACGGGUCAUAGCAGAAGUCCAUGAGGGUGUAUGCGCGGCGCAUCAAAUGUCCCGCACUCUUUCCCAACGCAUCAUCUUAUUGGGGUAUUACUGGCCAACAAUUGUCCAGGAUUGCGAGAGGUACGUCCAGAAGUGCAGAACGUGCCAAGUGUUCUACAAAUACCCCGGUAGGCCGGCGACCUACUAUCACCCCGUAUCAAACGUCAUCCCUUUCGCUAGAUUCGGGGUGGAUAUCAUUGGGGCAUUCCCAGUCGCCCAAGGAAGGAAGAAAUUUGUAAUCGUGGCCAUCGAUUACUUCACCAAAUGGAUCGAAGCCGAGGCAUUGGCCAAUAUCACCACGCAGCAAUGCAAGACGUUCAUUUGGAAGAACAUCAUCACCAGGUUUGGGGCUCCCAUGAACCUAAUUACCGACAACGGCCCACAAUUCCGAAAUCCAAGAUUCACUGAAUACUUGGAGGGCUUCGGAAUCAAGCACAAUCGCUCCUCGGUGGUGUACCCCCAAGGAAAUGGCCAGGAGGGCUCAUGGGGAAACUCCAUUCUCCCUAACCUAUGGGUGUGAGGCAAGGCUGCCCAUCGAAGCCGAAUUCCCAACGUUUCGGGAAUCAAAUUAUCAACCCCAG
Cuscuta campestris is the source of this 1527-nucleotide messenger RNA. The record is from the annotation of a GenBank genome assembly. Lineage: Eukaryota; Viridiplantae; Streptophyta; Magnoliopsida; Solanales; Convolvulaceae.